Molecule: messenger RNA, 5437 nt
Organism: Closterium sp. NIES-67
Lineage: Eukaryota; Viridiplantae; Streptophyta; Zygnematophyceae; Desmidiales; Closteriaceae
Source: the annotation of a GenBank genome assembly
CUCUCCAGCUCUCGCUUCCCAGAUUCCAUGGCAGCCUCAUUUUCCUUGUAGUUGGAGCCGCCCUCGUCUAGGUUUACGCCGUUGUCAAUCAGAGCGUCUUACGAGAUUUGGCUGCAGGAGUGUGGCAGUGGAUCACUCGUUCGUCUGCUCCCUGAUCUGCUUGUGCCGCCUACCCGCCGACCAUGGGUUUCGAUCCGGACGAGGUAGAUCGCGAGGAGGAAGAGGAGGAAGAGGAGGGCGACGACGUGAACGGGGAGGAUGACGACGAGGAGGAAGAGGAGGGGCAGGACGAGUAUGAGAAGGACGGGUGGAUGGUGGACGGGGACGAGGAGGAGGAGGAGGGGGGGGAGGGGGAGGAGGAGGAGGGGAAAGGCGACGAGGGGCCUGGGAGCGACGAGGAGCGGCGGGAGAAGAAGAAGAAGAAACGCCGGAAGAGGGAGGAGGAGGACGACGAGCUGGACGAGGACGACUACGCACUGCUGCAGGAGAGUGGCGUGGGGGGCUUCCACCGCCCCGCCAAGAAGGACAAGAAGUUCAAGCGGCUGAAGAAGGCACGGCACAUGGGCGGGGACGAGGAGGGGCUGCUGAUGGACGACGAGGAGGACGAGGAGGGCGGCAUGCGCGCACAGCACCGCGUGGAGCGCGAGAUCUUUGGGGACGAGGGACAGGGAGGAGGAGCGGGAGGAGGAGGAGGGAGGAGGAGGAGGAGGAGGAGGAGGAGGAGGAGGAGGAGGAGGAGGAGGAGGAGGAGGAGGAGGAGGAGGGAGGAGGAGGAGGAGGAGGAGGAGGAGGAGGAGGAGGAGGAGGAGGAGGAGGAGGAGGAGGAGGAGGAGGAGGAGGAGGAGGAGGAGGAGGAGGAGGAGGAGGAGGAGGAGGAGGAGGGAGGAGGAGAGGAGGAGGAGGAGGAGGAGGAGGAGGAGGAGGAGGAGGAGGAGGAGGAGGGCAAGGACGAAAUGGCCGAUUUCAUCAUGGAGGGCGGGGUGGACAACACGGGCGAGCAUGGCAGGCGGUACGUCCCCGAGGAUUACCAGGACAGGGAGGAGGGGCGGGAGGAGGAGGAGGACGACGAGGACGGGGAGGACGAGGAGGAGGAGGACGAGAUGGCGGACUUCAUCGUGGAGGGCGGGGUGGACGACACGGACGAGCACGGCAGGCGGCGCCGCAAGAAGAAGAAGAAGGGCAUGCGCAUGCCAGGUGUCACCUCCGAGGCGCUCCUCGAGGCGCAGGAUAUUUUUGGUGACGUGGCAGAUCUGCUGGAGAGGCGGCGGGGCGCGGGGGGGCCGUCGGCUCUGUCGAAGCAGUACGAGCCGAGCCUGCUGGAGGCCAAGUACAUGACGGAGAGGGAUGAGGCCAUACGCGCCAGGGACGUGCCGGAGAGGCUGCAGCUUUUGGAGGAGGUGGUGGGAGUGAUCCCCGAGAACGAGGACCACCUGCCCGAGGCCGAGUGGAUCUACGACCGUGUGUUCGGGCCGCUGGCCCCCGACCACCUGCGGCGCAGUGAGUUUGCGUACGUGGGCGAGGCGGAGCAGCGCGCCGCCACGUGCGCACGCGAGGACGUGGAGAAGUGCCGACGGGAGGCGCUGGCGGCGAGGGAUAGGGCGAUCGAGCAGAUCGCUGCGGUGCUGGAGGAGAUGCACGAUGCCAAAGUGGAGGUGCCAUACAUCGCGGUGCACAAGAAGGCCAUCUGCCCGGCCCUUGUGGAGCCUGACAAGCUGGACGAGCAGCCCGACCUGCAGUCCCUCCAGGCCCUGUGGGCAAUCCAGCAGUGGGAUCGGCGCUGGCUGCUGCUGCAGCGGCGCAAGCGCUCCCUCCGUUCCGCGUACGAGCGACCCCGAAUCGACGAGGACGAGGAGGCGGAGCGACAACUCGCCAUGCAGGGCGUGCUGCACGCGCUGGACUGCGCGCUCUCAGAGCCGGCGGUGGAGGACGUGGACGCCAAGUUCAACCUGCAGUUCCCCCCGGAGGAGGCCGUUGGGGAGGACGGCGGGCCCGCGGUGCAGAGGAGGCCGAGGAAGCGGUCCAUGUACUCCGUGUGCCGGCGCGCCGGGCUCAAGGGGGUGGUGAAGCGGCUGGGGCUGUCGGCGUUCCAGCUGGGGGAGAAUCUGAUCUCCAUGUACAAGCAACACGAGGUGGACGACACGCUGCUGUCACCCGAGGAUGUGGCCACGGAGUACAUCUGCGCCGAGUUCCCCUCGCCCACCCUCGUGCUCAGAGGCGCACGCCACAUGGCGGAGGUGGAGAUCAGCAUCGAGCCCAAGGUGCGGGAGCACGUGCGGGAGAUCUUCAACAAGCGCGCCAUCGUCUCCACCAACCCCACGCCGCGCGGCCGCCAGGUGAUCGACACGUUCCACCGCUUCGCGGGCAUCGAGCGGCUGAAGGAGAAGCCAGUGGGCGAGUUCCAUGACGACCAGUGGCUGCUCAUCGCCAAGGCCGAGACUGAGGGGCUCAUUCAGGUCGAGCUGGGGCUGCCGCCCACCGUGGUGCAGGAGAACGUCAUCCAGGAGUUUGAAGCGGCCUAUCUCUCAGACGGAGUCUCCCACUUCGCAGGUCUGUGGAACGAGCAGCGCCGCACCAUCCUGCGCGCGGCCAUCGCGUCGCGCCUGCUGCCCACGAUGCACAAGGAGACGCGCCUGCUGCUCACCGGCCGCGCCAAGGCCUUCGUCUCCGAGCAGUGCGCGCUCUCCCUCUGGAAGCAUGUCUCCGUGGCUCCCUUUGACGUCCGCGCCAAGGGGGCGGGAGGGGGCGGAGGGGGGGGAGGGAUGGGCGGAGGUGGGGGAGGGGGGAUGCGGGGGGGCGGCGGGAGGGGCGGGAGGCAUGGGGGAGGGGAGGAGCAUGGGGGCGGGCAGCCGUGGCUGCGGGUGAUGGCUUGCUGCUGGGGGCCUGGUAACCCUGCGACCACGUUUGCCAUGCUGAACGCCGCAGGCGAAAUGGUUGACUUCAUUCACACUGGGUUCCUCUGCGCUAGGACGGGGCAGCCCAAGGGGGACACGGGGAUGGGGGGUGCGGCAGGAGGGGCGAUGGGGGGAGCGGGGGCAGGGGGCGGCGGGGGUGAGAAGGGCGAGCAGCAGGUGAUGGUGAUGAAGAAGCGCGAGGACGAGAAGCGGCUCAUGAGCUUUGUGAAGGAGCACAAGCCGCACGUGGUCGUGGUGGGCGGCGCCAACCUGGCGUGUGAAAGGCUCAAGGACGAGAUCUGGGAGGUCAUCUUCAAGAUCGUGGAGCACUUCCCUCGCGACCUCACGUCUGAUGUGGACAAUGUCCGGGUGGUGUUUCAAGACGAGACAUUCGCUCUGCUGUAUGAGAAUUCCGCCAUCUCGCUGGAGCACCUGCCGUCGCAGCCAGGCAUAGUGCGGCGCACGGUGGGGCUGGGGCGCUACAUGCAGAACCGCCUGGCCCUCACCGCAUGCCUGUUUGGGCCGGCCAGGGAGAUCCUGUCAGCCAAGUUCCACCGCUCGCAGGACCUGCUGCCACCUGAUGAUGUCUAUGACGCACUGGAAAGGGUCAUGGUUACAGUUACCAACCAGGUGGGCGUGGAUGUGAACUACGCUGCCCAGGAGGCGCAGGACUGGCUGUUUUCCCCGCUGCAGUUCGUGUGCGGCCUCGGGCCCAGGAAGGCGUCCACGCUCAAGGUGCGCAUUCUGGGGGAGGGAGUGGUGCGGCGCCGCAAGGACCUCAUCGACCCGCCCUUCCUGCUGGACCAGGUUGUCUUCAUCAACGCCGCUGCCUUUAUCCGCGUGCGAGGCCAGGACGACAUGCUGGACGACUCCCGAAUCCACCCGGCCGACUACCGCCUCGCGCUCAAGGUGGCCACGGACGGGUACUGCGAGGCGCACCGCGGGAUGACGCCUGAGAGCGUGGAGGAGCGCGGCAUCGACGUCGUCGUCGAGGCUCGGGACAACCCGGACCUGAUCCGCAGGCUUGACUUCGAGGACUACGCAGUCAUGCUGGCUCGGAAGGGGCAGGGCGGGCUCAAAGAAAAGCUGCUGCUGAUCCGACGCGAGCUGAUGCACGGGUUCGCGGAGUGCCGCACGCAGUUCGAAUCUCUAAACGCGGACGAGCAGUUCUGGCUGCUGAGCGGCGAGACGGAGGAGAGCCUGGCGAUCGGCAAGGUGGUGACGGUGUCGGUGAAGCGUGUGCUCAAGUUCAAGGUGCUGUGCGCGCUGGAGAGCGGCGUGCUGGGCGAGGUGGACCGCAGGGACUUCAGCGACGACCCCAAUGUGGAGCUCAGGGACGUGGUCACCGAGGGGCAGCCGCUGACGUGCCGGAUUAAGGAGGUCAAGAAGGAGGAGGCCAAGGUGAUUCUAACGUGCAAGGGCAGCGACUUAAGAAGCACCGAGUGGCGGGAGAUGCGGCAGUGGGACCCGUACUACCAGCGGGCGGCGGUGGAGCAGGAGGAGCAGGCUGCGCAGGAGGAGAGGAAGAAGCGCGAGGAGGACAAGAGGAAGUCGGCGUUCCGCCCGCGCAUGAUCACCUACCCGCUCUUCCAGAACGUGUCGCUGGAUGGCGCUAAGAAGGCCCUCGCAGACAAGGAGAUCGGCAGUGUGGUGAUCCGCCCCAGCAGCCGUGGCCCCACACACCUGAGUGUCACCAUGAAGCUGCCCGACGGGGCGUUCACGCAUAUCGACGUGCACGAGGGCGGCAAGGACCGCACCAGCGCCACCAGCUUCCUCCGCCUUGGGAGGACUCUGAGUAUCGCGGACGAGUCGUUUGAAGACCUGGACGAGGUGAUGGCGCGCUACAUCGAACCCCUGGCAGCCUUCAUCCGCGACAUGGCGGCGUACCGCAAGUUCCGCGCGGGCAGCAAGGCGGACAUGGACGCCCUGGUGCGCGCCGACAAGGAGCGCGAGCCGGCGCGCAUCCCGUACUACCUGUCCAUCUCGCACGACCACCCGGGCGCCUUCAUGCUCACCUACAUCCGCUCCGCCUCCGUCUCCGGCCGCCCCGUGCACGAGUACAUCACCGUUUCGCCCGUGGGGUUCCGCUUCCGCAAGCACACGUUUCCGACCCCGGAUCGCUUAGUUAAGUACUUCCAGGCCCAUUUCAACGACCCGGUGGAUGCUGGUGAUGGUGGUGGGGGUGGGGGCGGUGGCAUGGGUGGGAAAAGGGAGACUCCUCGCCGAGGGGGGGCUGCUGCUGGUGCGAGUGGUCAUGGCUCGGGAUUCUCUGGCUCGGGUCUGCCCUUGCCCCCUCCGCCCCCUGUGCCGGUAGGGGGAAGGGGUGGACGGUGGGACCAGGCUGGGUCUGGGGAUGGGGGGGAGGUGGAGGGGCCGACAGGGGAGGUGGAUCAAGAACUCCACUCAGAGGAUGAAUGUGAUGUGAAAGGAAUCAUUGCGUUAGGAAGUUCUGAUUAAUUUGAAUGGUUUCAGAGGUGAAUGGUGCUUACUCGCCCCUUUUACAACCACAAUGUGCCUAUCCUGUACAAACUCGGGUUUCCACACAC